AUGAUCAGUGCCAAGAGACUCGUUAAGAUAGCCAGAAAGUGGAAAAAUUUCGCGGAAGUUCAACGUGAAACAAUUUUUACCCCAAGAAACAUUAUCUGCUGCUUUGGCAAGGGACACUUUGCAGUGUACACCGUUGAUCACAGGCGAUUUGAGGUUCCGUUGUCUUAUCUGAAUAAUGCAAUAUUCAGACAGUUACUGAAGAUGUCUGAAGAGGAAUUUGGAUUGCCUAGAGAUGGGCCUAUAGUAGUACCGUGUAAUUCGGUCUUGAUGGAUUGUGUCAUGUGCUUGAUCAGAAAAGGUGAGGCUGGAGACUUCCGAGAAGGAGAUUUGCAGAAGGUUUUGCCUAAAUUGGUUGCUCAAAGCCACUGCUUGCCGUCGUGUUUGUAUGAACAGAAGAUGAAUCGGCAGUUGCCUAUACAUUUCACUAAGCUGCAAUAA
This is a messenger RNA of Striga hermonthica, 438 nucleotides long. The record is from the annotation of a GenBank genome assembly. NCBI's taxonomy places the organism in Eukaryota, Viridiplantae, Streptophyta, Magnoliopsida, Lamiales, Orobanchaceae.